AUGGCUCCGCGCGUGCUCCGCGAGGUGACGGCCAUGCGCCGGCUGCACCACCCCAACGUGCUCCGCCUCCACGAGGUGCUCGCCACGCGCGCCAGGAUCUACCUCGUUAUGGAGCUCGCGCCGGGCGGGGACCUGCUGUCUAGGCUCGCCGCGCUCCCGCGGCGCCGCCUCCCGGAGCACACCGCGCGCCGCAUCUUCGUGCAGCUCGUUGCCGUGCUCUCCUACUACCACGCGCGCGGCGUCGCGCACCGCGACAUCAAGCCGCAGAACAUCCUCCUCGAUGGCGACGGCAACCUCAAGGUCUCCGACUUCGGCCUCUCCGCGCUCCCGGAGGACGUCCGCCUCCACACGGCCUGCGGCACACCGGCCUACGCGGCGCCCGAGGUGCUCCGCCGCAAGGCCUACGACGGGGCCAAGGCCGACGCGUGGUCCUGCGGCGUCAUCCUCUUCGUCCUCCUCGCCGGACACCUCCCCUUCGACGACGACUCCAACAUCGCCGACAUGUGCCGGAAGGCGCAUCGCCGGGAGUUCGAGUUCCCGGAGUGGGUGUCGCAGCCGCGCGCCGGCUGUGUCGACUCGCAGCUCGGUGGGCUGCUAAACGGCCAGCAGGAGCGCGCGCUAGCGUUCCAGGCGCCGGCCAUGAACGCCUUCGACAUCAUCUCCAUGUCGUCCGGGCUCGAUCUGUCCAGUUUGUUCGACCAGCGGAACCGAGAGAAAAGGUUCAUGACGACGGCGUCGCCGGAGCGUACACUUGAGGAGCUCGGCCGUGCUGGCGGGAAGCUCGGGUAUGUUGUGGUAGGUAAGAAAGGAGUGGACUGCCUGCCGCUGGGGGCCCUUCCAGGGCUGGCGGCGAUGACGGUUGAGAUGUCAGAGGUGGCGCCACCACUGAUGCUCGUCGAGCUGCGGCUUGAGGUGGUCGACGGAGACGGCGACGGGGAGGGACAAGGGUUCGGUUGGAUAGAGUUGAAACAUGAGCUAGGAGAUGUAGUAUAG
Messenger RNA from Miscanthus lutarioriparius, 993 nucleotides. Lineage: Eukaryota; Viridiplantae; Streptophyta; Magnoliopsida; Poales; Poaceae. The record is from the annotation of a GenBank genome assembly.